Messenger RNA from Neltuma alba, 999 nucleotides. RefSeq names its product light-harvesting complex-like protein OHP2, chloroplastic. The record is from RefSeq and is a predicted model, not a curated record. Gene Ontology annotation, cellular component: chloroplast thylakoid membrane. Bases 191 to 727 code for a protein of 178 amino acids. The transcript is spliced from 2 exons. Lineage: Eukaryota; Viridiplantae; Streptophyta; Magnoliopsida; Fabales; Fabaceae.
GCCACCUUCCACUGCAAAACUUGGUCCCUCCUUAUCCACAUGUACGCCACUUCUCUGAUUUAGGUAAGUCACGUCCAAAUCCACAAACCACCACACAACAAUCUUGACACAAAAAGACUGAAGAUAGAACAAAUUUUGAGGGAUAGAUUAUAGAUAGAUAUUGGAAAUCUCCAUCAGGCAAAGUAGAAAAAUGUCUGUGGCUUCUUCAAUUCCAUGCAUCAAAAUCUCUCCUUGUUCUUCCUCACCCUCCUCUUGCACGUCUUCAUCAACUUCAUCCUUUUCUCUCAGAUUUUCUUCUUCCAAGCCUUUUUGUGUCACUAUAAGGAGUUCUCAGACUGAAGGUCCUCUCAGAAGACCAGUGGCUCAACCCCAGAAACCCACCCCUCCUUCUUCAACUUCACCGCCUUCACCGCCGUCUCCCCCGUCAACCAACGUGACUCCGCCGCCCAAGGCAGCUGCUAUUGUCGGGGGUGACAAGAAUGUUAUUACGUUGGAGUUUCAGAGGCAAAAGGCCAAGGAGUUGCAGGAUUACUUCAAGCAGAAGAAGCUUGAAGAAGCAGACCGAGGGCCUCUGUUUGGUUUCAUUGGGAAGAAUGAGAUUACCAAUGGCAGAUGGGCCAUGUUUGGUUUUGCUGUUGGAAUGCUGACAGAGUAUGCAACAGGCUCAGACUUCGUUGAUCAAGUAAAGAUACUUCUAUCAAAUUUUGGGAUUAUAGAUUUGGAAUGAAGUAAAUUUGUUUCUUGGACUUGCUCUACAAAAGAUAGGCAGACCAAAAUGAUCAUAAAGAGAACCUAAGCAUGCCACGAAAACUUUGAAGUGGGGUUCUCUUCUUAUUUUCUUACAUGUUAUGAUUGCUUUGGUCUGCAAAUCUUCUGUAGAUCUCGUUUACCUGUUAAUUUAUUUGGAAUGAAUACUUUAAUAGUAAAUGCUGUCCAUAGUUCAGGUACCCCUCCUUUCUGUAAAGAACACUGAUUUCUUUCAUCUUCUUUCUUCUCUAA